AUGUCUACACUAUGGAUGCUUCUGGGCCUCCUGGCCCUGACUGGUUCAUCUGAAAGCAGCAGUUGGGGAUGCUAUGGAAAUAUCCGGACCCUGAACACCCCAGGAGCAUCUUGUGGGAUUGGAAGACGUCAUGGCUUGUCCUACUGUGGAGUUCGUGCUUCUGAAAGGCUGGCUGAAAUAGACAUGCCUCAUCUUCUGAGAUAUCAACCCGUGAUGCGAACUGUUGGCCGGAAAUACUGUGUGGAUCCUGCAGUGAUCGCUGGUGUCUUGUCCAGAGAGUCUCAAGGAGGCAAUGUUCUGGUCAACACAGGCCACGUGGGAGAUGGAAUCAGGGUGGUUCAGGACCGAAAUUUUUAUGCUCCUACAUCCUGGAUGAGUGAGUCCCAGGUCUCCCAGAAAAUUGAAGUUCUAACUUCUAGAAUCAAAGAAAUUCAGACCAGGUUUCCAGCAUGGGCCCCUGACCAGUACCUGAGAGGUGGACUUUGUGCCUACAGCAAGGGUACAGGCUUUGUCAGAAGCAGUCAGGAUCUGAACUGUGACUUCUGCAAUGAUGUCCUGGCACGAGCAAAGUACUUCAAGAACCAUGGCUUCUAG
This is a messenger RNA of Jaculus jaculus (lesser Egyptian jerboa), 594 nucleotides long. It is a transcript of the gene Lyg1, whose product is annotated as lysozyme g1. The transcript has 5 exons. Gene Ontology annotation, biological process: peptidoglycan catabolic process; defense response to Gram-positive bacterium. Gene Ontology annotation, cellular component: extracellular region. Gene Ontology annotation, molecular function: lysozyme activity. Bases 1 to 594 code for a protein of 197 amino acids. Lineage: Eukaryota; Metazoa; Chordata; Mammalia; Rodentia; Dipodidae. The record is from RefSeq and is a predicted model, not a curated record.